GCCACAGACACUUGCUUUUUGUACGAAGAGGUUCAACCCAAUGAACAAUCCUGUCUGUAGUUCCCAAAAUAAGCCAGUGGGAGAGGGAUCGCAGAGUAACCCAGGGAGAUUUGGAGCAGCGAGGUGCACAGCCACCUGGGUAUAAGUUCUGGGAGCGCUGCUGGACCCCACAGCCUCUAGCUCAAUGUACGUCGACUGCCCGACUGCCUGCCUAACUGACUGAGUCUCACUCCACUGUUACUCGCUCUCUCUCCCUCUCCUGUCCUGCUCCCUCGCUCCUUCCCUCCUACUUUCCACCCUGGACAGGGGGAGCGCACGGAUUGGGAAGGUGUUCCUCAGACCUGUGUCUGGACAGCUUGAAGACGACACGGAGGAUUUUUUUCCCCUUCUCUAAUUGCUCAUCCUCCCUCUCAAUUAGACCAUCUCUGGCAAGUAGCUCGUGGAUGGACUGUUUUUUCUUCUUUUCAUUAAGAGUUAAAUAAAAGCCAAAUAGACACUUUUCUCUACCUGCAUUUGAAAAACUCCAAUUUUUAAAACUUCUUGGAGUUGUUUUUCAUUGGACCGACUCUCUGCCCAGGAUUCAUUGAAUAUCUGAUGCCAUUGCAUCCCAUGGGAGCCCUGCGUGGCUGAAGCAAGGAGGGAGGUUGAAGAGAGACCCACCUGAAGCUCACACCUACCGCUGCCCUUACCCAGUGCUCAACGCCCCCCGAGGAGAGAAAGCUGUUUUCGUGUGACGUCUGAGGCCUGCGAUGCUGAUGACCAUGCUGUUUGCUCCUGCCUGUGUGCUACUGAUGCUGGGAGCGCGCGCCCUUGCUGGAGGCUACCCCCCCAUUACCCACAUGAAGUACAUGCAGCCCAUGAUGAAAGGGCCUAUUGGACCCCCGUUCAGAGAAGGCAAGGGACACUACGUUGAUAUGCCACCCAUGAUGGAGGUCAAGGGGGAACCAGGCCCCCAGGGUAAACCUGGACCAAGAGGCCCUGCUGGGCCAGAAGGAAUGCCAGGCAAACCGGGACUGGGCAAGCCGGGUCUCAAUGGCCAGCCAGGCUCUCAGGGGCCUCCUGGCUAUCCAGGAAUUGGUAAGCCUGGACUUCCAGGUCUUCCGGGAAAGAUUGGACCAAAGGGGAUGCCGGGGCUUAAUGGCGAGGUUGGCCUUCGUGGUGAACCAGGUCUCAGAGGUUCUCCAGGGCAGCCUGGCCUUCCUGGCCCAGCUGGUCUUUCUCUAAAUGGGAAGCCUGGACUUCCAGGCAUGAGAGGGCCCUCUGGGAUUCGGGGUGAACCGGGACAUAAAGGACUUUCUGGGCCACCAGGUGAACCUGGGUUAAAGGGUGAGAAUGGAAAUGGAAAGCCAGGGCCUACAGGCAUAAGGGGUCCUCCUGGGUUGAAAGGUAGUGCAGGACCACCUGGUCUUCCAGGUAUAGGCAAACCAGGUCUUAAAGGGUUGUCUGGAUUGCCUGGUCCUAAAGGUGAUCAAGGAUUCCCAGGGGGACAAGGAGAACCAGGAGAGGCUGGGUCUCCAGGUCUACAAGGUCUGCCAGGACCAGUUGGGUUGGGGAAGCCUGGGCAAGACGGAUUGCCUGGUGGACCAGGUCCACAAGGUCCCAAAGGUGAGUCAGGGCUCAGGGGUCCUCCUGGAUUCCCUGGCAGUGCUGGUUAUGGAAAACCUGGUCCGACUGGGCCUAAAGGAGAAAAGGGCUAUGGUGGGUUACCUGGUCUCCCAGGGGAGAAAGGAGAGCCAGGAAUGCUGGGCCCAAUUGGGGGACAAGGCCUAGAUGGGCAAACAGGACCACCAGGACUUCAAGGCCCAAUGGGACUCCCUGGAAAACAUGGAAUGCCGGGACAGAAGGGAGAUUUUGGGCCCCAGGGCCCUCCAGGACUUCCUGGUCUCAGAGGUGACCAAGGCCCCACUGGGUCCUUUGGAAAACCUGGCAUCCCAGGGGAAAAAGGCAUCCCUGGGCCUAACGGAGCUACUGGAAAACCUGGCCCCAAAGGUGAUGCAGGGCAUAUUGGCCUGCCUGGUAAUCCAGGGUUGACGGGUGUUCCAGGACCUAAAGGAGAGUCAGGGUUUAUAGGAACCCCAGGACCCAGGGGGCAGUCAGGAAUUCCUGGGCUACAGGGGCCCAUGGGUCCCAUGGGGCCACAGGGUGCCCCUGGCGUAAAGGGUGAAUCUGGACUUCCAGGGUCUCCAGGACUUGGACUGUUGGGAGAUAAAGGAGCUAUAGGUCCCCAGGGUCCUCCUGGGAAACCAGGUCCCUCUGGACUCAAUGGUAACCAUGGCCCUCCUGGUCCUCCCGGGCCCCCCGGUCCUCCUGGAAAUGGCCAAGCAGUUGCAGGGCCAACCGAUUCACAGUUGGAAGGGGAUGAAGUACCAGGGGACAGGAAAGGUCCCGCAUACAGUCAAGUCCCACUCUCUGCCUCUGUGGCACCAGCCUUCACAGCGAUCCUCAGCACACCUUUCCCUCCCUCUGCAAUGCCAAUAAAAUUUGACAGGACCCUGUACAAUGGGCAAAAUGCCUACAGCACUGCUACAGGCAUGUUCACUGCUCCUUUAUCUGGUGUCUACUACUUUGCAUACCACAUGCAUGUAAAGGGAACAAGCCUGUGGGUGGCACUGUACAAGAACAAUGUGCCUGCUACUUACACCUAUGAUGAAUACAAGAAAGGCUACAUGGACCAGGCGUCCGGUAGCGCUGUCCUAGAGCUGAAGGAGGGUGACCAAGUGUGGGUCCAAAUGCCGUCGGAUCAGGCAAAUGGCCUCUACUCUACCGAAUACAUUCACUCCUCCUUCUCAGGAUUUCUGCUCUGUCCCACAUAACCCUUCCCUUUCCUUCAUUGUCCUGUAUUGGCACCUCAGAGCAGCCCUAAACCUGAAAUACCUACAGCCAUCACAGAAACACAAAACCAAUGGGACUCUCGAUAUUAUCGGCAUCAUCUGUAUCCGUCUCACCUUCAGCAAUAUCCGCAAAAGAAAAAACUUUGUUUUCAAAAGUAGGGGAAGGACUUUCAUACUGUGUUCUUUGUUUCAUUGCCCUUCAAAUGUGUGUUUUGGGUUGUUUUCAUGAUGGUGUUUUUUUUUAGUUUAUAUUAUAUUAAUUAUUAUAUUGUUAUUAUUUUAUUAUUAUUUGGUCCUUGUUGUUGUUCAUCAGUUUCAGACUAUUAAGUGCCUUACUUUGUAAUGUGCUAGUAACAGACCUUCCCAUGUGACUGCACAUCCUGCCCACAAGCUCUGACAUCACCCGACCCUGGGGGCUGAUUGGUUCCUUUUGGCUGCAGUCACGUCCACCCUCUGUUCCUAUUUAAGACGUGAUACUGGCAAUGCUGACAUAAAGAGCAGUGAUACAACAGCGAAAACAUAGACAGAAUAUAGCAAAACAAGGCAUUCUGUGCUGAAUACUAUUACCUUUCACGUCUCCUUUGUUUGGCCUCUAUAGUACUUGCUAUGUUAAAAUUUUUAAUGGGAUUCAAUCGUUGUUUUAAGAGUGAGAUAUAUAUUUUGACAAUUAGUUUGCAUCUGUAGGGUGCUUAUUUCUUUGCUUCUUUCUGAAUUCAGAUGGCCACCAUUUAAAAUGACCGUUAUCAUUGUUUUUAUUUAUUGAACUGUCCAGAAACGCAAUCCAAGAAAUAAAACCCACAGGUAAAUAUGACCUCACAGUAUUAGACAUUUAAAUUCAAACUACCCUGUUCAAAUGAUGAUACAAGAAAUAUGUAUUUUCUUUGACUUAUCAGACACAAUUAAUUAAAUAAGAUAUCUAUGCAUACAGUCAAUGUUUACAUGCGGUAGAAAAGAUACUGAGAGCAUCUGCUAAAUGGACGUUAAGGACACAACUCAAACUAGAUUAGCCUGUAUCUUUCAAUCAAUCCCAUUUUUCAUAUUUAAAUCACAUCACAGGGACGCAGGCAUCCUCUUCAGACGCUCCCAUCGUGACAGCAAUGCCUUCUAAUGUUAGAACAACGUUUCAUUAAGUUUAGUACUACGUAAACAUUGCGAGUGAGCAAUCUUUGCCGCCAUAAUACGAAAGCAACAUUUCUGACCACAUUUAACCAAAUCUGAUAAAGACGCUGACUAUUUAAUACAAAAUAAGGAUGCAAAUGGCUGGAAAAACCAAAUAAUGCACAUCCACUCCUUCCUUCAAUGGCAGUUUCUAUGCAACUCUCUGUUGCCAGGCAAAUUAGAUAAUUCGUGAAUGAAAUUGUUUCCAUCAAUUUUCAAACCGCCGGGUUUAACAUCGCAGAAUAAUUGUUUCACUUUGUGGAACAUCUGUGGCUACAAGGACGAGAUGUCUCUUAGAAGCGAAAUUAUGACAAAAAAUAAACAGCCGGAAAUGAGAAUCAAUCUGCGUUCGCUCCGUGAAUAAGUAAAGGGACCGACUGAGGCCCACAGGUUGUGAAAUACAGGUUGCGUAACAUUUAACAACCCCCUGCCAGAUUUCUCUGAGAGGUGGUGGGGCAGAGGUGAGAGUGGUGUAUUUACUCAUUUCUGUUGGAUGAGGCAUUAAGGGUACAUGCUGUGUUUGCAUGCGUGUGCUUGUAUGUUCUGGUAGGUGUAUCCUUCUGUCUCUCAUUAUGUCAAUAUAUAUGUGUGUGUGUGUGUGUGUGGGGGGGGGGUUCACAUUGUCCCCCUGGCAUUCAAGUCAUGAACACUUCAGCAAGAAUAAUCACAAACUUGAAUGAAGUUACGAAACCUUUGCAAGAGUUUACAGUCCUGUUAAUGUUCCACGUGCAUUUUUCACUCCAAAAACUUUUAGCCUGAUUUCCCACACACACAAUCUUUGCAAAGUAAGGUAAGACGUUAUGACAUAAAUCUGGACGAUGAGAAGAUUGUGGGAGAUGACAUCAACAUAAGUUAACAAAGUCUUAUUUACUAAACAGAUUCCUGGCUGACACCAAACAUUUUUACAAUACGAAUUUACAAUAUCCUGUAUAAAUCUACUACCAUGCUGAGUUUCUAAACAUACACAUUGACUCUUCUGGAAAAGCGACGCCAGGAAAAAGGCCUAAUCAGUAUUUCAAGUAUAUAUGAUUUAAACGGUGCACUUGCUCUGGCCCAUUUCUUCUCACAACAUGAAAAAACUGUUAUGUAUUAAUCUUGUCAUGUGAGUCUACAAACCCAUCCCAGGCUGGUUGUGUACUAAAUGUUCUUCCCUUUUUUCGAUGCCUUCCAUUUUUGGACAUAUGAAAUGUUGAUGUGAGUUACAUGGGGCCAUAACUCUCUGUUUUUGUGUUUUGCUCGCAUGCAAAGAUUGUCCUGCACGCAAAACGGUCAGCGAGUGUCAGUAAGACUCAUGUACCGUCUCGAUCACAAGUUGCUUUGAAGUGUUUUCUAUUUUUAUCUUUAAAAAACAAAAAAUGUGUUUUUUUCUUCUUUUUUGAGUCUUGCUUCGGUUCUUAAGGGAUACUUGUUUGUUUUAGUUUCUGUAAACACAAACGGCCAUUCCCAUUUGCACAUGAAAUUAAUGAAGAUGUAUUAUACAUUUAUGAUAAUUUAAUUUUAGGGAUGCCAAAACCGACCACCGAAGCCUAGAACGUAUAAAUGGUAUUUAACAGCAUUGAUGAGUUAAGAGCAUUUACGACACGUAGUUAGCAUUUUAGAGUUGUUUGUAAAGGAUUAUUUUUUGACUUUUAUUUUUUAUUUGAGUAAUGUAAAAUGUAUCAACUUAUAGGAUUUUUGUUAUGCAAGGCUAUUGCGUUCCCUUUAUGCGAUUAGAAUUUGGGUAUAAAAUGCACUCUUAUUGAUUCAAAAUGUUUGUUUGCUUAUACAAAUCUACAGUACUUGAUUGUAUUGAUACCACAUCAAUAAAAACCUUCUUGUA
This is a messenger RNA of Gasterosteus aculeatus aculeatus (three-spined stickleback), 5808 nucleotides long. It is a transcript of the gene col8a2, whose product is annotated as collagen, type VIII, alpha 2. Gene Ontology annotation, molecular function: protein binding. The record is from RefSeq and is a predicted model, not a curated record. Lineage: Eukaryota; Metazoa; Chordata; Actinopteri; Perciformes; Gasterosteidae.